AUGCUAUGGUGUAAGGCUGCCGGAGGAGAAAUCUAUCUGGAUUUAGGGCCGCUGAAAUAUACCAUUGACUAUCAUCGCAUCCUUGUCGAGAACGCUGCACCAAGACGAUUCAUAUCCCUCGAGUCCCGCGAGGAUAACAAAGGUACAAUCAUCAUCUCAUCUCAGAACCGAGCAAAGAUCAACUCUGUCGGAGAUGAGUUCUUGACGAUAAUUAUCUAUUUCGGUAUCUCAACGAACAAUCUCGUCCAUAUAUCUCUUCCGGCUGCGUCGGACGCAUCGCUUCUAAACACUUCCUCACGUGCCUAUCCUGACCAAUACAACAUUUAUCUGCUCGCCACCUGGGGUCGCCAGUGUAUCAUUGCAUUAAUAUCCGCCGCGGGACUGCACCUCCCAUCACUUCCAUUCUUAUCACCUCUUAUCACCUCAAGCAUCCUUUUAACAGACUCGGAUUCUCGGUUCAUGUCCUCUCGGUCAUCGAAUAAUACCCCGCCCAGUCCGCUGGCUCCUUUCCCUUCAUAUUCUGCUGAACUCGCCGGCUCGAGCAGCAGCUCUCCGGUAUUAAGCGGUGAUACCAGGGUAAUUGCACCAUCUUCCUCCAGCUCGCCGGACAAUGCCGAUACCAUCUACGAGAGAAGUAGGGCAUAUUCCGGGAGCAUGGAUCGCAAGAGAAGAUUAACCUCUACCGCGAAUGAUGACGCAACACUACACAGGCGGCCGUCUACCUUGAGUGGGCCAAGUUCUUUGUCGUAUAAUAGAGUCCAGCAACAAGAUAGACCUUUACCGAUGCUGCCUACUGGAGAUGGCCGUAACAACUAUACGUCUUCAGAUAUGCCGGGUUCUUCGCGGGCAAAUGCCAUCGAUCUUACCUCUCCGCCCCCGGCUCGUGACCAGACGACUGCACCGUUGUCCCGACAGCAUAGUCGCAGUCUGCCCACGGUGCAUCAACGACAUCAGCAGAAUUAUAUGGAGUACACAUUGCCCCGUUGGCAACCAGACUCGGAAGUUACGCAUUGCCCUAUCUGUAACACACAAUUUAGCUUCUGGUAUCGAAAACAUCACUGUCGCAAGUGUGGACGGGUCUAUAUCGUUCGACCACCGGAACCAGCUGAAUAUUUGACAACUGGGACUUCUCCACGCCACAGACGUGACUCUUCUCGGACGAUUUUCGAUCUUACAACUGACGAUAUACUUGAUACCACUACUGUCUUCCCAAGUCGAUCUCGCGCCGAGCACUAUCCUGCUAACCCUGCACUGGGGGGCGGAGAGGAAGUGCGACUUUGUAAUCCCUGUGUUCCAGAUCCAAAUCCUGACCCACCUGUAAACUAUGCGACUGUUCGAGCUGGUUUUGAUAGUUUCCCGGGCCAGGACUGGAACGCCACGAUGCCUGCAUUUCCCAUCAGCCAGCGUUUUCACCAGGUGCGGCGCUCGUUAUCAGGUGCCCAGAUCUUCGGUUCUCGAGGGGACACGAAUCGAGAAGCGCAAGACAACAACAAUCAGCGGAACCAGGUACUGGAUGAUUUUCUAGGUCGUCGGACUUCUUCUGCUACCCCUAUCGAGCCUUCUUUUGGUCAGCGUCCUAGCUCUUCCCGCUAUGCUUCCUCCCUGAGUCUCAGUCAUCCGGUACAGCAGUCCUCUGCUAGACUGCAAUCUCAUUCUUUUCUAUCGCAUAGACCCCGAGCGGAAACCGAAUCGAGGAAUACUCCUUCUGACCUUUCAGGCACUAGGCCGAGAAGGGUGCAAUCCAUGGCAGAACCUGACCGUUUCCGCGCUUCUCGUCCUCCACAUCGAGCGCAGAUAGACGAAAGAGAUAUCUGUCCGAUCUGCAGCACGCAGCUACCUCCACGUGGAAGCGAUGGCAACGAAAAUGAACGAGAGGCGCACAUUCGCGAUUGUAUUGCCAGAUCUUCUGGGUCUUCACCUGGCGCAGGCUCACCGCAACCGCAACACCUUCUACGUAUGCUCUCGUUCACGGCGACCGAGAAGGAUUGUCUCAGUGAAGAUGGCACUCCGCAGGAGUGUUCCAUCUGCAUGGAGGAAUAUGAAGUUGGCGAUAAAUUAGCGCGGUUGGAAUGCUUAUGUAAAUUUCACAAAUCGUGCAUCGUGGGAUGGUUUGAACGGAAGAAGGAAUGCCCCGUUCAUAAGUUUUCGUAGAUUUGGUCGCUAGCGAUCCCUUUCUCUUUCUUCAGCAUGCUCGCCUCACGCGAUUUUCGGCAUUGGCAUUGAUACUUGUGAUGAUUUGAUACCCUUACCCAUCCAUUC
Talaromyces stipitatus ATCC 10500 is the source of this 2259-nucleotide messenger RNA. Its product is annotated as E3 ubiquitin-protein ligase PIB1, putative. The transcript has 7 exons. Gene Ontology annotation, molecular function: metal ion binding. Bases 1 to 2151 code for a protein of 716 amino acids. The record is from RefSeq and is a predicted model, not a curated record. Lineage: Eukaryota; Fungi; Ascomycota; Eurotiomycetes; Eurotiales; Trichocomaceae.